Molecule: messenger RNA, 453 nt
Organism: Lachancea meyersii CBS 8951
Lineage: Eukaryota; Fungi; Ascomycota; Saccharomycetes; Saccharomycetales; Saccharomycetaceae
Source: the annotation of a GenBank genome assembly
AUGAAGUUCUGGUGUUCUACUUGGAAGUCGGUUGGUCACUGUGUGUACGAACAGACUUUGCUCCCGGUGCAGAAUGUUUAUCAUUGUAUAUGUAAAAACGCGGUAGUAGUUGGGACUUCGACUUGCGCGUCAGCCUUUUUCACAACCUACUCGAGUAGUUGUCUGCUCCUGGUAACUUCACGAUAUAGAUUGCUCGUUAUUCUCACGUAUAGCGAGUCAAAAAGUCUUGAAGCAUCUUCUUCUGUACCGCACCACUCGACGAGACUCGACGAGAAAAUUUCCUUUUCUCAGCUCUUGGCUGUGACAACGAUAUCCACUAUUUGUAUUGAGCUUUUUGGCGUCGUGAUCGAAUUGUCCGCGCCUCAAAAAAAAGGUCCUCCUAAUGCUUUUGUUUCUUACCGCCUAGUUCCAACUGUUGUCGUUUUGAGCUCGUUUACGAUACUCAUCAAUUGA